Molecule: messenger RNA, 965 nt
Organism: Oryzias melastigma (Indian medaka)
Lineage: Eukaryota; Metazoa; Chordata; Actinopteri; Beloniformes; Adrianichthyidae
Product: C-reactive protein
Exons: 5
Coding region: 102-800 (232 amino acids)
Source: RefSeq, a predicted model, not a curated record
GAACUGAAAGGGAAAGGUGAAAGAACGCACAUAUAAAGGAGGGAGGACUGAGGAAAAACUUCAGACUCUUCACAGAGAAAAAAACUAAACAAUCAUUCAAGAUGAAGUUGUUGUUUUUACUUGUGCUACUGGGAACCGUAACUGCAAAGGUCCAAGAUCUUUCCGGAAAAAUGUUCACCUUCCCCCAGCAAACAAACUCAGCUCAUGUGAAGAUGAGUCUAGCAAAUCAGUGUUACCAAGCUGUAACUGUCUGUCACAGAUCUGUUACAGACCUUAAAAGAGACCACGCCCUCUUUUCUGUAUCCACACCCUCUCACGACAACAGCUUCCUGGUUUUCUGGAACAAUGGGGUCCAAGAGAUGCAGACCUAUGUCAAAACUGCAGUGGUUGGUUAUGGGGGAUGGGACUACAAGUCAAACAAGUGGCACUCCAUCUGCACCACAUGGGACUCUGUGACUGGACUCGGACAAAUGUGGUUUGAUGGGGUACCUUCAAUCAGAAAAUUUAUAAGGUCUGGAGAAUCCAUCACUGGGCAAGCUAUAGUUAUUUUAGGACAGGAACAAGACAAACAUGGUGGAGGGUUUGACAUUAACCAGAGCUUUGUCGGCAUGAUGUCAGAUGUCCACAUGUGGGACUACAUCCUAUCACCCUGUGAGAUCCAGAACUACAUGGAAAACCUGCACUUCACUCCAGGAAAUGUGCUGAACUGGAACGCACUGGACUUUGAUAUUUCUGGCCAUGUCCUGAUUGAAAAUAAAACUGUAGUUUGUCAACUUCAAAAUAUUCGAGUUGGUGCAUAGUCUUACACUUUUUUUCCUUUGGGUAGAUUAGAAGUUAAAGCAAGUGUUCCAAUUGUUGUUAAUUGACUUGAUUGUCUGAGUUUAUGAAAUAAUCACAUAUUACAAGUACAGUUCCCUCUCUUUUGUAUCACACAAAUACAUUUUCAAGUAAAACCUCUAUCUGCA